AUGCACAAAUGCAAGAUAAACAUUAACGAUCAGCCACAUGUCGAAAGAAAAACAGCAAUAAUAUGUACCAUUGGACCAGCUUGUGCAAGUGUGGAUAAAUUGAAAGAAAUGAUAUCAGCAGGCAUGAAUAUUGCUCGUCUUAAUUUUAGCCAUGGAUCACACGAGUAUCAUGCAACAACAAUAAAAAAUAUACGCGAGGCGGUGCAAAGUUUUCAUCAAAAGCCAUUAAUUGCAAUUGCUUUGGACACUAAAGGACCUGAAAUUCGCACCGGACUUAUAAACGGAUCCAAUACGGCAGAAGUAGAACUGAAAAAAGGCGCAAAAAUAAAACUCACAACGGACAAGGCCUUUGCUUCGAAAUGCAGUGCUGAUGUAUUAUACGUUGAUUAUGAGAACAUGCCCAAUAUUCUGAAGCCUGGGGCUCAUAUAUUCAUCGACGACGGACUCAUUUCAGUGGCUGUUAAUAGCAUCCAAGGCAAAGACAUAAUGUGCACGAUCGAAUAUGGCGGUAAAUUAGGCAGCAAAAAAGGGAUCAAUCUUCCUGGUACUAAAUGUGAUUUACCUGCCGUUUCUGAUAAAGACACUCAAGAUUUGAAAUUCGGUGUUGAACAGGGUGUUGAUAUGAUAUUUGCGUCAUUUAUUCGAAACGCUGAAGGUGUGCGUGCAAUUCGGCGUAUUCUCGGCGAGAAAGGAAGAUUUAUUAAAAUUAUAGCGAAAAUUGAGAGCCAAGAAGGCGUUGAAAACGCAGAUGAGAUAAUCAGAGAAGCUGACGGGUUGAUGAUAGCGCGCGGUGAUUUGGGUAUUGAAAUUCCCACUGAGAAAGUAUUUGCGGCGCAGAAAAUGCUAAUCGCACGAUGUAACGUAGUCGGGAAACCCGUUGUUUGUGCUACGCAAAUGCUCGAAUCAAUGACUAAGAAGCCAAGACCUACUCGAGCCGAGG
Molecule: messenger RNA, 940 nt
Organism: Acanthocheilonema viteae
Lineage: Eukaryota; Metazoa; Nematoda; Chromadorea; Rhabditida; Onchocercidae
Source: the annotation of a GenBank genome assembly